Molecule: messenger RNA, 672 nt
Organism: Heterostelium album PN500
Lineage: Eukaryota; Evosea; Eumycetozoa; Acytosteliales; Acytosteliaceae
Exons: 2
Coding region: 1-672 (223 amino acids)
Source: RefSeq, a predicted model, not a curated record
AUGGUGAAGAUGGAUAGUAGAGUACAGCCAACGCAGCAGUCUCUGCAAUCAUUAAAUAGGAAGACUGAAACUGAUAGUAGUAACGAUAGCGAUCAUGAUAAUAAUGAAGAAGAAUUCCAUUUCCCUAAAACCAUUAGAUCAGUGUGGGAAUCAUUAAAAUCAUCGACUUCUCGAUAUCAAUCAUUAUCAUCAACAGAGAAUGAGAUAUCGAAAUUCUUUGAAAAAUUACAUCAAUAUCUAAUCAUUGAGGAACAUAAAUUAAAGAAAGAUAUAAUCAAUGAAAAAGAUAUUAUCAUUAAUCAAAUAGAUAAUAAUAUUAAUCAUUUGAAAUAUUUAGUUCAAAUUAUAAAUAUAAAUAAUAAAUUAAAUAACAGUAAUAACGAUGAUAGUAGUUCUGAUAAUGAAGAUAACAUUUAUGCGAGUAGUAAUAGUUAUGAUAAUCAAUCAAUAGUUACAGAUACUAUAGAACAAUAUUCUACAACAACAAUAAUGGAAUCAAUCUUGACAAGUUCAACAUUAAAAUCAUUCAUCACUGAUAAUAAUCAAACAUUGUUCAAUGAACAUCAUGAUCCUUUCAAUUUUGAUGAACUUAUCAAACAACACAACAAUGAUUCAUCAUCAUUAUUAUUGGAUAUCAUUAAUAAAUACAAAAAUCAAAUCACUUCAAUAUAA